CUGGAUCCUGCUCUACAGUUCCCUCUCUCUCUCUCUUUCUCAUCCCCAAAAGUAGCUACUGGUACCUCUCUCUCUCUCUCCACUUUCCAUCUUGCUCUGAUAGUUAUUGCGCUCUCUCUCUCUCCUCCUGCCUUGGCAAUUAAUGCACCACCUCCGUUCUAAUUAUUAUCUUCCUUUACUCUCUCUCUCUCUCUCUCUCUCUCUGUAGGUGCGGGUUCUAAGCUCAACUUCCUGAUCCUCAACAGCGAAAUCGCCCAAGAACAGGCUGGUUUCAUUAUUGAUUCACUAUCCUUCAAUGAAUCUGCAUUUGACUAGGAUAAAGCAGACUUAUAUAUUUUAUGUUGAGGUGUAAAGUUCCUGUGGUUUGAUGCAUGAGAAUCUUCAGAGUUUCUAUGGCCUUUUGCUUGGUUGACCAUCUGACCAAAUUUAGGAAGCUUGUACAAGAUCUCUUCUAGCAAAAGGAGGAGCCUCAUAUCCCAUUUUUUAGUUGGAUGUUUUCUUUUUGGAGCUGAGCAAAUGGGUGCCUGUUGCUCCACUAGUAGUCGGAGUAGCUGUAGUAGCAGGAGCAAUGGGGAGACAAUUGCUCCAGCUUGUUUGGGGAUUGGAUUACAUGGGCGCAAAAGAACUAAGAAGACAUUCUCCGACCAUGUCAAUAUGUUGCAGCAUCUGCCUACCAUACCUAACCGGAUUUUCACUAAUGGAAAGAGCCGAACUUCUUGUAUAUUCACUCAGCAGGGAAGGAAGGGCAUAAACCAGGAUGCUAUGAUUGUGUGGGAAGAUUUCAUGUCUGAAGAUGUUACAUUUUGCGGAGUCUUUGAUGGUCAUGGUCCUCACGGCCAUCUUGUUGCUCGCAAAGUGAGGGAUGCCCUGCCAUUAAAGCUUCUAUCAUUUUUGCAUUCUUGUGAAUCCAAGCAAAAUGGAUCAGGUACUACUUGUUUCAAAAAGAAUUUGAAAUCUGAUGGUGGAAAUGUGGAGAAUGUUGGCUCUAAUGAAGAUAGAUUGGAUUCUUUAUGGAGAGAAGCUUUUUUAAAAUCAUACAAGGCUAUGGACAAAGAGCUGAGGUCCCAUCCGAACUUGGAUUGUUUUUGCAGUGGUAGCACUGCUGUCACUAUUGUGAAACAGGGGUCAAAUCUUUUCAUGGGAAAUAUUGGGGAUUCUCGAGCAAUCCUGGGAUCUAAGGACAGCAGUGAUUCUAUGAUGGCAACCCAGUUAACUGUUGAUCUAAAGCCGGAUUUGCCAAGGGAAGCUGAAAGGAUUAAACGCUGUAAAGGUAGGGUUUUUGCAUUGCAAGAUGAGCCUGAAGUGCCUAGAGUUUGGUUGCCAUUUGAUGAUGCACCUGGAUUAGCUAUGGCUCGAGCUUUUGGAGAUUUUUGUUUGAAAGAGUAUGGGGUCAUCUCUAUACCUGAAUUCUCUCACCGCACACUUACCGAUAGAGAUCAGUUCAUUGUUCUUGCUUCAGAUGGUGUUUUUGGGGGAUGUAUUGAGGCCAAUGAAGAAAAGGGGUUUGAGGAUAGUAAUCCUCAGGCCAAAUUCCAGGGGUUGCAAUCGGCUGCAAAAGAUUUUCCGUUAAGGAAAAAAAUUUGGGCUGCUUUUCGAAAAGGAAACUUGAAAUUACCCCAAACUUCAAAAAAGAUUGGACGACUGUGCAAGGUGGGGGGUUCUUGCUUGGUUUUUGGAUGGGAAAAAAACAAUGGGGGGGGGGGAACUCGGGAGUUCCGAUUAUUGGAAGGAGGGCCAUUGUUACUCAUUUCCGAAAAAAAAAAAACCCCUCCAAGAGGGCAAAAAAUUCAUUCUUGUUUACCGGCAAUGGAAUUCCAAGAUGAUUGGUUUUCAAGGAAAAAAAACUCCGAAACCAUCUUUUCUGCAGGGGAGGCAAACUUUUCCACGUGGAGGGAUCAUUCGGAAGAAAAACUGAAAACCACAUAGAAAAAAAAAUUGCUAAAAUGAUGGGGGGAAGGUAAUGGAAAGGGAAAAAAAAUUGUAGGGAGCUUUUGGAAAGACCAGGGGGAAAUGGUUCAGGUUUGGAGGUUGUACACGAAUGUGGAACUACCCACUUUGUUACAAAAAAAAAAUUCCAAGGGAUUUUUUUUUCUGGGGAGGAAAAGGUCACAACCAACUUGAGCUCCUUUUGAAUUGUUGAUUUUGCUGAGGAAAACUGCAAAUGUGAGGGGGCUUUUGUGGUGUGUUAAAUCUUUGGGGCUUUUAAAGCCCCUGUAAAAAACAAUCCCAAGGAAAGAAAUAAGGAGGGGAUCUUUCAGGGGUGGGUUUGGCCAUUUUGUUUUUGAAAGUUUGGAGCCCCCCAACUAAGCUCUUCUUUCUC
Messenger RNA from Malania oleifera, 2320 nucleotides. RefSeq names its product probable protein phosphatase 2C 52. The transcript has 6 exons. NCBI's taxonomy places the organism in Eukaryota, Viridiplantae, Streptophyta, Magnoliopsida, Santalales, Ximeniaceae. Gene Ontology annotation, biological process: protein dephosphorylation. The record is from RefSeq and is a predicted model, not a curated record. Bases 517 to 1926 code for a protein of 469 amino acids. Gene Ontology annotation, molecular function: protein serine/threonine phosphatase activity.